Molecule: messenger RNA, 1640 nt
Organism: Durio zibethinus
Lineage: Eukaryota; Viridiplantae; Streptophyta; Magnoliopsida; Malvales; Malvaceae
Product: putative glucose-6-phosphate 1-epimerase
Biological process (GO): carbohydrate metabolic process
Cellular component (GO): cytoplasm
Molecular function (GO): glucose-6-phosphate 1-epimerase activity; carbohydrate binding
Source: RefSeq, a predicted model, not a curated record
AAAUGUUUAAAAAAGGACAAAAAGAAAAAAGAGUGAGAAAAAAGUGAAAAAGGGUAAAGGAGGAGAUUGAAACAGCUGAAAAUUUGCUUAUAGUAAUUAAUUAAUUCAAGUACUAUAGAAAAAGGUUAAGCGAGAGAUUUGAUUUGAUUUUUGAUUUCGGACGACCGAUUUGGAAUCAGGCAUUUUUAUUAAAUAAAAUCUUAAAGCAUUGGUGAGUUUAAUUCGAUGUCGAGCGAGAAAGUCCCCGUUGAGUUGUCCAAGGGCGUUAACGGCCUUGAGAAAAUCAUCCUCCGCGAGACACAUGGCAGCUCCGCCGAGGUUUAUUUGUAUGGCGGGCAUGUAACAUCUUGGAAGAAUGAGCAUGGAGAGGAGUUGCUGUUCGUCAGUAGUAAGGCAUUAUUCAAGCCUCCAAAAGCAAUUCGUGGAGGAAUUCCAAUAUGCUUCCCUCAAUUUUCUAAUCAUGGUCCUCUUGAGUCACAUGGUUUUGCUAGAAAUAAAUUCUGGAGCAUUGACACUGAUCCACCUGCUUUUCCAACAAACUCAUCCAGCAAAGCUCACAUUGAUUUGAUCCUUAGGCCUUCUGAAGAAGAUAUGAAGAUUUGGCCUCACAGUUAUGAGUUCCGCCUGAGGGUAGCUUUAGGACCUGGAGGAGAUCUAAUGUUAACAUCUCGUAUCAGGAAUACGAAUACUGAUGGGAAGCCGUUUACAUUCACAUUCGCAUAUCACACUUAUUUUUCUGUUUCUGACAUCAGUGAAGUCCGUGUGGAAGGAUUAGAGACACUUGAUUAUCUGGAUAACUUACAGAACAGGGAGCGUUUUACUGAACAGGGAGAUGCAAUAACAUUUGAAACAGAAUUGGACAAGAUAUACCUCAGUACUCCUACAAAAAUUGCAAUUCUGGAUCAUGAAAAGAAGAGAACCUUCGUAUUACGCAAAGAUGGACUCCCUGAUGCUGUGGUGUGGAAUCCCUGGGAUAAAAAGGCAAAGACUUUGGCUGAUUUUGGAGAUGAUGAAUACAAGCAUAUGCUCUGUGUGGAGGCUGCUGCUAUUGAGAAACCUAUCACAUUGAAACCCGGUGAGGAAUGGAGAGGAAGGCAAGAACUUUCUGCUGUUCCUUCUAGUUAUUGUAGUGGGCAACUUGAUCCUCAGAAAGUCCUCCAGGGCAGCUGAAAGACACAUUACUGUGGUCACUAUUAUGUACAGGAUUAUAAUGCAACAUGUGGAUGGAUCCUGGACUUUUGAUGGUUGAAGGAUGGAUACAUGAGUAGCUAGGACAUUGUCCAAUAAUGUUUGCUUCCAAAGAUGAUUGUUUUUCAACCAAAAUACAAAUGGAGGAUAAUAUUUGGGGAGUGUCAAGUGAACCAAACAAAGCUUAAAAUAGAAUUGCUGGUAUAUGAUGUGAAAUUGCAUGUUUUUCAUUGGAGCCUCCUCUUGUGCCCAAGUAUGUUGUUCCUUACCUGCUAUUAUAUUUACUUUUCAUAAACCGAAGGGAGCAAUUACUAUUAUUAUUAUAUCGUUUUGAUUCUUGCUGAUGUUGAAGAAUGGUAUGUAUUCCAGCUGUGGAUCAGCUAUGUCUGUCCUGUGAAUUGAACAGCCGCUCAGGCAUUGUGAGAAUCUACUAAUUAAAUUGUGUUGGAUUA